Molecule: messenger RNA, 371 nt
Organism: Baudoinia panamericana UAMH 10762
Lineage: Eukaryota; Fungi; Ascomycota; Dothideomycetes; Mycosphaerellales; Teratosphaeriaceae
Exons: 1
Coding region: 71-358 (95 amino acids)
Biological process (GO): DNA damage checkpoint signaling
Cellular component (GO): checkpoint clamp complex
Source: RefSeq, a predicted model, not a curated record
GAUGUUAUGCAAGCACGGUACGGCUAGUUGGGAUACGCCACUUCUUUGUGUAUAUUGACGGGCAGCAGGCAUGGCAAAGACGUACCGCUUGACCUACGAAUCUGUUGAAGUCAUGCACGCUCUCUUCGAUCGCUCAGCAGCGAAGCAAGGCUGGCGUAUCUCUUCAAAAGUACUGAGAGAAUACAUUGAGUUCUUCGGCUCGAAAACCGAGCAACUGGACCUGCUGGCUCAGGCCGGUAAGGUCAUAUUCACGAGCUUCACCGAAAAGAUCCCGGAAAGCAAGGGUAAGCUGUUUCGGAACUCCUUCCCUGAGCCUGCUACUGAUACCCUCCGGAGAAGCGCUCAGGCAGCCGCUUGAAACAGCCAUAACC